UUAUCAAAAAAAUUUGAAGUAUUUAAGGAAAAUUUUUACGAUGACCCAGUGGGCAUUACAACUAUUGGAUAUGGUCAUAACUGCAAAGCUAAUAAAGACAGCGAUAAAAUUAAAGCUCCUAUCUCCAUUAAAGAAGCUGAAGAAUUACUUAGAAAGGAUUUAGUCAAGUUUGAAGAUUACGUUAAUAAACAAGUUCCAGAACUUAAUUCAAAUCAAUUCUCCGCCGUGGUUUCUUUCGCGUACAACCUUGGCUGUGACAAGCUUAGGACAUCCAUAUUGCUUAAAAAGCUCAAAGCAGGUGAUACUCAAGGUGCUUCAGAAGAGUUUGGCAGGUGGGUACAUGCUAAAAGAAAAAGGUUGCCUGGCUUGGUAAGACGUCGCGAGGACGAGAGACAGUUAUUUUUGAAAAAGUGA
Messenger RNA from Rhizophagus irregularis DAOM 181602=DAOM 197198, 414 nucleotides. RefSeq lists its product as uncharacterized. The record is from RefSeq and is a predicted model, not a curated record. Gene Ontology annotation, molecular function: lysozyme activity. Gene Ontology annotation, biological process: cell wall macromolecule catabolic process; peptidoglycan catabolic process. Lineage: Eukaryota; Fungi; Glomeromycota; Glomeromycetes; Glomerales; Glomeraceae.